ACUAGGGUUUGAAGGGUUUCAUGGGCCAAACUGGUCGCCGGAUCCCUACUGUCUUCAACUAUAUCCUCUAGUUCGUGUUAGAUGUUCUGCUGUUUUAGAUUCCUCAAUCUAUAAACUGUCUUCUAUCUCUGAAAUCCAUCUCAACUUCCACAAAUCAACACUCAUCUACGGUCAAUUACCUCAUAAAUUCAUGUAGGUUUACUCCAGAAACUGCUAUCUCUGUUUCCAAUUACAUCAAUUUUAUAACCCUAAACCAACCAGAUUCAGUUCUCAACUUCCUCAAGAACCAUGAUUUCAGCAAAACACAGAUCUCCCCUCUCAUUAGAAAAUGCCCAAAACUUCUCUUCUCGGAUCCCAAGAAAACCUUUUUGCCCAUAUUUACUCCACUGGAAUUUCCAGCACUGAGCUUGUGAAGAUAUAGUAGCCACAAGCCCAACUAUAUCGAGACGAAGCUUGAAGAACCAAAUCAUCCCAUCCUUCAAAUAUUUUUUUUUAAAGAAUGAAGUAUUUCAUUCCGAUGAAUUUAUGAGGUAAUUGACUGUGAAUGAGUGUUAGGAUUUUUAUUUUGUUUUCUAUUUUUCCUGAAAGAGUGGAUCGAAACGAUGUACUGGACAGGUUUGUUUUCUUAUCUCCAUAAUUGUUGAGACCAGUCCACAUGUCAAGGCUGAAAACUCGGUAUGAAAUUACACAAACACGCGCGUGUAUAUAUGCAUAAUAAUAUUGCAUUAUCUUAAUAUAUUAUUUUGUUCAUUUAUUGGAUUGUCAAUUGCUGUUUUUAUCACAGGUGCUUCUUGGAGAUGCAUUGUUUCGCAGAGUGAUUGUAAGAUCAUAUAUACCUCCAUUUUUUUGGAUGUUACUUAGGAAUGCAUUAUCACAAAUAAUGUCCAUUUUAAUUGCAAUAUCAUUUAAUUGCAUAUUGGUUUUUCAUUUUCAAUUGAUAUGAUUUUAGACAUCCAAUGAAUUUGAAGGCAUAUUUUGGAGUUUCAUGGCAUUUUAAUGUUCGGACAUUAACUACUGCGUAUUGCAGAGAGAUGUUGCCAUAUUGACCAAGUAGUAAAAAAUGGGGCUGAGGCCUAGCUGUUUCACAGAUUUUUUGUGACUUACCCUCCUUGUCACAAGCAUAUGUAUUUUAUUAUCCCAAACCCAAGUUAUUAACUUGUAUAAAUUAAGAUCUGUUCUUCAAUAUCACGGAACACCCUCCUUGUCACAAGCAUAUGUAUUUUAUAAAUUAUCCCAAACCCAAGUUAUUAACUUGUAUAAAUUAAGAUCUGUUCUUCAAUAUCACGGAACAUCAUUGAACAACCGUACGGGCAUCUUUUGCGCAUUGCAUACGGCUUUUUUGAAUCCAAUCGUGAAUGUUAUGCCAGUCAUACCUGUGCUCUUCCUUCUCUUAGCCUUUGUUUGGCAAGCUGCUGUAAGUUUUCGAUGAGCGACUUUUUAACUCGUUUGAUUGCCAAAACACACAACCGACUCACUCAAUGUCUAUUGGGCGGCAAACUCUACACUCUCGUUAUUUUGUUUGUUUGACCUUAUUUAUUUGUUUUGAAAUUGAUGGCCUCAGUUGACAUUGAUAUUAAUGCAUCCUUUGAACAUAAGUUACUCUAUCUGGUUGUGAAGUGUAUACUGUGGAGAUGCUAUAAAAGUUCAUAUUUCUAUGCCAUUUUGUAUUGUUGGAAAAUCAGUUUUAUGUGUUAAUUCAUAGAAUGAAUUUGCCAUAUAUUGUAACUGAUGAUUUAAAGUUCUAAUAUUUUAUUAUGUUUACCGUUUUUAAAUGAAAUAUGAUUCUUUUAAUUUAUCAUCCAUGCUCUAUGUUUUUCCUUAUCACGUUUCAAUCUUUUAAAACCAUCAUUACAACAUUGUUCCUAAACAAAAUACAAUGACUAGGUGUCCACAUCAACAAAGACAACUUUCCACUGGAGUCCCAUACCAUUCCAGUGGAGAGUUCACUUCCCUUGAAAGCUAUCUUAGCAAUUUUUUCAGCUUAAAAUCACUGUGCAUGAAAUUUCUAACUUGUAAUUGGCGGCAUUGAUUAAAAACUAAAACCACUAGUAUAGCUUUGCAGAGGAAUGAUCGUAAAGAUUUUCAAAAAAUAGGCCACUGUCCGAUCACCAAGUUCCAGUUCGUCCAACUUGAUGUUUGCUAGGCUGGAUUUGGCUUAGGUAAAUAUUUAGAGCACUUUGUUGGCUGCAUUGCUUCUUUUAUGGCAUUUGAAGCAAAAAUUCAUAUCCUAAAACUGCUCCAAUAAAUUUGCUCAUCAAAAUGCUAAAUAAACUUUAAAUGUACUAUUCAAAUUCAAGUGGACAUCCCAUCAAUCUAUGUUUUAAAUUAGUUUGAACAUGUUAGUCUAGCCAAAGUCUAGCCUAAAGACAUUAUGCAAGAAUUAUGGUAUUAACACGACCAGUUAAUCCUUAGCACUGCCUAUUUGGCUUAGUCGGCUUUAGUAUGAACUUUGAAAUUUCUGAUGAGUUCAGACACAUUUGCAGGCAGUCCAGUUAGCAUGAACCUCUUAUAUACUGUAUAAACAUUCAUAUUGUUGUUGAUUUUAUCAAUGUGUUCAUGUAUCUUCAUUGGGAAGAGAGAUAAAGAGGAAGAGAUUUGUGGGUAACCAAUUCCUUUCCUUAAUGAAUCCAAAAAUUCCAAAUCCUUCAGCUAGGAUUUUUACAACAAUAAUUAAAUAAAAAUUAGCUUUUUCUGUUACCGAGUUAGGUUCAUAAGCAGACUCUAAAUACAUGUUUAUGUACACUUGAGAUCCUUCAUUUUGUCCUAUAUUUUCUUGUAAGGAAACAAAAUUAAAUUGUGUGUUUGUAGUAUGACUAAUCCUCUCAUCACAUCUCUCUCUCUCUCUUUUAUGAUGAUCUUAUUAAGAAUGGUCUGCAGGAUAAAGUAAUUUAAUUUACAGUAAUACAUUUUAUUUGGAUAAAUGCUGCCACCUCUUGUAAUGUAAUGUUGCAAGCUGGAACUGAUGAUAUAUGCAAACAGGACAAGAAGAUGAAUAUUUUUGGCUCUUUGCCUUGAUAAUUCCUAAGAAUUAAUAUGAACCAAUUAAAACAGUUUCAGAAACAAAGGAUCCCAUAACUUCUGCCUAUAAAUACCAUUCUCCGACCAUCAUCUUUCAUUAAAAGAAAUUCUUACCUCAACCAGCUCUCAACUUCAUUGCUCCAUAAUUAUAUAUCUUGAAACCUCGAGGCAAAUAAUGGGUCUCACCACUUUCACUGAGGAAUAUACCAACGCCAUUGCUCCGGCAAGGCUAUUCAAGGCAUCCAUCUACGACUCCCACAACUUGAUUCCAAAACUCAUGCCACAGGCUAUCAAAAGCAUUGAGAUCACACAAGGAAAUGGAGGGACUGGCAGCAUCAAACAAAUCAACUUUGUUGAAGGGAGCACUUUGAAUUAUUUGAAGUUCCGAAUUGAUGAGCUUAGUGAAGAGACGUUCACUUACAACUAUACUCUAAUUGAAGCUGAUCCCUUAAUGGAGAAGCAGAUUGAAUCAAUUGUUUAUGAGGUUAAGCUUGAGCCGGCUCUUAAUGGUGGAACUAUCUCUAAGAUGACAAGCAAAUAUUACACCAAGGGUGAUGGUGAGCUCUCAGAAGAGGUCAUUAAGGCUGGCAAGGAAAGGGCCAUGGGAAUGUACAAGGCUGUCGAAACAUACCUCUUGCAAAACCCCGAUGCCUAUGCUUAAUGUUCUUAUUUUGUAAACCAAUCUCAAUUGGUCCCCAAGUCUAUGUUGUGCUUUUGCAACUUUUUUUUUUUUAAGCUUUUGGUACAAUAAAUGGAUAAUGAUUUUUCUUUGUCACGAGAAAAUCUCUACCUUUGUCAUAGGAAAAAGAAAUAAAUAAGUGAAGUUCGGCGUUAGAGUUUAAACAA
This is a messenger RNA of Cornus florida, 3864 nucleotides long. Its product is annotated as major strawberry allergen Fra a 1.07-like. The transcript has 2 exons. Gene Ontology annotation, biological process: defense response; abscisic acid-activated signaling pathway. The coding region runs from base 3194 to 3679 and encodes 161 amino acids. Lineage: Eukaryota; Viridiplantae; Streptophyta; Magnoliopsida; Cornales; Cornaceae. Gene Ontology annotation, molecular function: abscisic acid binding; signaling receptor activity; protein phosphatase inhibitor activity. Gene Ontology annotation, cellular component: cytoplasm; nucleus. The record is from RefSeq and is a predicted model, not a curated record.